AUGGCCGAAAUUAAAAGCCAAAAUAUUUCGGCUGCGGUUCGUAGAGCAACGCAUGAUGCUAUUGCGGCCGUAGAGUCAGCGUUCGAAAAAGCCAUGGUGGUGAAUGCUUUGGCGGAAAUUUUGAUGCAAAACGAACAAAUGGGAGGCACAACAAGAGGUAACUGGUCUAUAAUCACCAUAGUGAACCAUUUCUCCAAUUAUCUUGGAGCCCAUCCUGUGCCAGAUAAGAAAGCUGACACUAUCGCAGAAGUAAUUUUCAGCCAAUGGAUAUGCAUCGGAGGCCGCUGGCCAGAGAGCAUCUUCUCCGAUCGUGGCGGAGAGUUUGAAAAUGCUGUUGUCAAGUUACUCUGCCAUGUUCCAAAUAUCAAGCGGAACUUCGCAAAAAGAUAUUGCCCACGUGAAAAUGGAUUGACUGAAAGGGCGAACAGGACGACUAUGCGUAUUUUCAAGAAGAAGGCUGUCGUUCCUGCGUAA
This is a messenger RNA of Ostertagia ostertagi, 474 nucleotides long. Lineage: Eukaryota; Metazoa; Nematoda; Chromadorea; Rhabditida; Trichostrongylidae. The record is from the annotation of a GenBank genome assembly.